Molecule: messenger RNA, 3726 nt
Organism: Paramormyrops kingsleyae
Lineage: Eukaryota; Metazoa; Chordata; Actinopteri; Osteoglossiformes; Mormyridae
Source: RefSeq, a predicted model, not a curated record
UUUAUUUUGUAUACAUGAUGAAAGUGCCUCUAAAUGCAAUGGAUGCAUAUAUACUAAUACUGUGGAUCAUCAUUUCUGUUGAAUUGUUCCUUCCUGAAUUCAAAUUCCCAUUCAUUUGCUUGGCGUGAGUCGAUUCUGGAAUUCUUAAGAUUCCUAGCUGCUCCUUUCCCUUCCACACCUUUAGGUCUUACUGUGUCGUAGACGUGACUGUAUAUGUUUCUGAAUGUGGUGCCUGGAGGCAGAGGCUGGAGGACACUGCAUUCUGCAACGGUCUCCUCAGCUGAGGAGAUGCUGUGCCGUUGAGGCAGACAGUCCCACCCGGCGUCACGUCGAUUUGCAUUUGGGCCUGAGUGGUGGAGUCACGCCGUUCCUCAGGAUGGUCCGUAAGGCGUUGAAGUUCCGUUGGGAGAAUUUCUGCUAGUCGUCCUCUGCCGUAAUGGGCUUUUCUUUCUGUGCCGUUGUCCUUCUGCCUUGCGGUAGUUGCCCUUGACAAAUAAGCCCCUGAAAAACAGGUCUGUGCUAUAAAUCUUGCGAAAUUUGGGCACUAUUUUUCCCAAAGCGCUAUGGAAAUACUAUCCUCUGGCAACCAAUUUGGGGUUUUGGUUUGACUAGCUAGCUGCCUUAUUACUCAUUACACAUCAACACUUUUAAACAAAAACUUGUUUUGCGUCGGGACAAUAGCACAUGAUGCAAUGUGAAGUGUAUAUAAUCUAGACAUUGUGUCAGUGUUAGUAGGUUGUAGUAUUUUGUUUAAUAAAUGUGUAAAUGUAGCAGCAUGAUGAUGAGCUAGAAGCAAUUCCAUCUCAGUUGUAUAUUGAUGAGCUGACAGUCGAGGUCUCUUGAAGUAUCGGGGUUAAAUGCAUGUUGAUGGACAGGAGACUGGAAGUUGCCCAGAGCUGGGGAGUCGCUGAGGCGGCAUGCGACAUGCCUGCACUCGCAGCGCUGGAACCUGAGCAAGAAUGAGGGCAGCCUGGUACUGGCUGGGUCUCGUGCCUGCCGGGGCAUGCACGCCUCUGUUUGCUUAAGAAAGGGGGAGGGAGGAUUAGAAAGACAGAAAAAGCGAGUGAGAAACUGCACACACGACGGGACAGGUAGGGAGACGGGACAGGGACCCGUCUGCCGCCCUCCUCACCAGAGUCAAAGGCGGGGAUUCGGCCAGGGUGCGGAGCCCCUUGGAGUGGAACCUGUCGGACUUCCCCGGGGUGUUGAGGGUCGGUCUCUGUGCCCCUCUCGCUACCCCCUCCCCCUCCUAAGUGCACCCCUGUCAUGUCCGAUAACGGUGAGCUGGAAGACAAACCUCCGGCGCCCCCCGUUAGAAUGAGUAGCACCUUCAGCUCUGGUGGCAAGGACCCACUGUCAGCCAAUCACAGCUCAAAGCCCCUGCCCUCAGUGCCAGAGGAGAAGAAAUCCCGGAACAAGAUUAUAUCCAUCUUCUCUGGAACGGAAAAAGGUGGUAGGAGGAAAGAUAGAGACAAGGAGCGACCAGAGAUCUCACAUCCGUCCGACUUCGAGCACACGAUUCACGUGGGAUUCGAUGCCGUCACCGGAGAAUUCACUGGCAUGCCGGAGCAAUGGGCGCGGCUUCUCCAGACAUCCAACAUCACCAAGUCAGAGCAGAAGAAGAACCCUCAGGCCGUGUUGGAUGUUCUGAAGUUCUAUGACUCGACUGGCAACGGCAGACAGAAAUACCUCAGCUUCUCAGCCUCGGACAAGGAUGGAGAAGCAAACAAAAAGGGACCUGGAACUUCAGUUAAGGAAGUCGAAGAUGAUGACGAUGAAGGGGCUCCGCCCCCCGUUGUGGCUCCACGGCCGGAACAUACCAAAUCAGUGUACACCCGCUCUGUCAUCAACCCUAUCCCCGCGCCAGCUACCAGUCCAGAAGGGGAGGCUGCCUCCAAGGCCGCGGAUAAGCAGAAGAAGAAGGGCAAGAUGACGGAUGAGGAGAUCAUGGAGAAGCUGAGAACCAUUGUCAGUAUUGGAGAUCCUAAGAAAAAGUAUACACGUUACGAGAAAAUUGGACAAGGGGCUUCCGGUACUGUGUUUACAGCCAUCGACGUCGCCACUGGACAGGAGGUUGCUAUUAAACAGAUCAACCUGCAGAAACAGCCCAAGAAGGAGCUGAUCAUCAACGAGAUCCUUGUGAUGAAAGAAUUGAAGCAGCCCAACAUUGUAAACUUUUUGGACAGCUUCUUGGUGGGCGAGGAGCUCUUUGUGGUGAUGGAGUAUUUGGCCGGUGGCUCCCUGACGGAUGUGGUGACGGAGACUUGCAUGGACGAGGCUCAGAUCGCUGCCGUCUGCCGGGAGUGUUUACAAGCCCUGGAGUUCCUACAUGCCAACCAAGUUAUCCAUCGAGACAUCAAAAGCGACAACGUGCUGCUCGGCAUGGACGGCUCUGUAAAGCUCACCGAUUUCGGCUUCUGCGCCCAGAUCACGCCGGAGCAGAGCAAGCGCAGCACCAUGGUGGGCACGCCCUAUUGGAUGGCCCCGGAAGUCGUGACUCGGAAGGCUUACGGACCCAAGGUGGACAUCUGGUCCCUGGGCAUCAUGGCCAUCGAGAUGGUGGAAGGCGAGCCCCCAUACCUUAACGAGAACCCAUUAAGGGCCCUGUACCUGAUAGCCACUAACGGCACCCCAGAGCUUCAGAACCCAGAGAAACUCUCCCCAAUAUUCCGGGACUUUCUGAACCGCUGUCUCGAGAUGGACGUGGAGAAGAGAGGCGGGGGCAAGGAGCUGCUGCAGCACCAGUUUCUGAAGGUAGCCAAGCCUCUCUCCAGCCUGACGCCCCUCAUCCUCGCAGCCAAGGAAGCCAUGAAGAGCAACCGCUAGCCCCCCCCCCCCAAAUCCUUUCUGGGUUCCCCCCCUUUGAACUUGGUUUCCCCCCCCUGUAUCCAUCUGGCCUCAGUACUGCCUGUAAUUCCACACAGUGUCCAUUGGGGGCAGUGUGCAUGUGGGUUGUCUCCUUUUGACCCCGCAAAGCAGGGGUGCCUUUAUUCGGCCAGCCCUGUUGUCCUAAUAAUCCCCGAUUAUGUUAAUGACUAUGGGUACAGCUCAUAUUUCGCCUCAUCACCCCAGAAAAUCUGUGUCCAGAUUUUUUUUUUCUUCCACGUUGGUAUCAUAAUACUUGAAACUCAAGUCAUCUCCGAACAAUGCUCUCCUUUCACUCGUGCCAUUUUGUUUUUACUUUUAUUUAAGAAAAAAGGGCAGAAAACUGUGUACAAUGACUUCUUUUAAUAACAUGGGAAAUAGGAGACUAAAAUUUAAGCUUCUGUAUAUUAUGUACUUGGAGAACAAAGAAACUCAAACUGAUUUUGCUGUUUUUAUAUGUAUAGGUAUAAACUAACAAGGAGUAUUACAAGGUUAAAUAUGUGAAACGGUUGUCUUAAUUUGUAAUAUGUUUAAUUUUCCUGUUUUUCAUUUUGCUAGUAAAACUACAUGCCCACAAAAUCAAAGAACAAUCUUUUGAAUUUGAGCUGAAGAAAAGUAAUUCUCCCCCCCCACACUAAUUUAAGAUUAAACCUGAGACGUUGGAGCCCUCAUUUUGCUAAAAUGAUUAUGUAUAAUAAAUUUUUACAAUUCUCACAAUUUUGAGUAAGAUUUUUGCCGCUCAUUUUUCUAUCGGUCUAUUUUUGUGCGUACGCGGUGUGAGUUGGAUCAGGUGUGACCCUCAGAGCAGCUUUUUUUUCUAGCAAAGUCAGAAUAAAAACCUCUCCAAGGUGAUGAAUGGUU